AUGGCCGAAGCAUGCACCCAUCCACUGUUAAAAAUCACCUCGAGGAAGAUGAUUAAACUCUCAUCUCCAACUCCUCGUCACCAAAGAAAUCUCCAGCUCUCUUUUCUGGACCAAAUGCUGCUUCCUAUCUCCUCAUCACCAAAGAAAUCUCCAGCUCUCUUUUCUGGACCAACUGCUGCUUCUUACCUUAUACAGAGCUUGCAAGCAUCUCUCUCCAAAGCUUUGGUUCUCUUCUAUCCACUCGCUGGCCGACUGAAAACCGCUGCCUUCGUUGACUGCAACGACGAAGGAGCUCAUUUUCUUGAGGCCCGAGUUAACUGCCAGCGCUCGGAUUUACUUAAAGUUCCUGAGCAUAAGUUGCUUAACAACCUUAUCCCCGAGUUUGAGCCUAAAACAGUUCAGUUAGCGUUGGGUUCAGUUGUUUUAAUUGUUCAAGUGAGUCUUUUCAACUGUGGAGGAAUAGCUGUUGCUGCGUCCCCAAUACACAAGAUCGGAGAUGCCGGCGCAUAUUACAAAUUUACACAAACAUGGGCAGCCAUACAUCGUGGUGAAUCCGAUCAACUAGUGAUACCGGAGUUUAAUGGAGCAUCUGUGCUGCCUCCCAGAGAAUUGUCACCCCCAAACAACUUGGGAUUAAUCCCAAAUCAAAAGUUGACAACAAGGAGGUUCGUGUUUGGUGUCACAAAGAUUGAAAGUCUCAAGACCAAAAUUGGAGGCACACAUGUAGAACUUGUUUCGGCAAUUAUCCUCAGAAGUGCUCUUGCUGCUUCUCAUAAAUCGAAGCCUGAGACUACUUCAAGCACAAAUGUGUUGUCCCAAAUUGUAAGUUUCCGCAACAGAAUAGUCCCCGCGGUACCACCAAAUGUCGUGGGUAAUUGGUUUUGGUCGGUUCAAGUGGCAUUCAAACUAAACGAGACAGAACUACAGAAGUUGGUUGCUAAAAUGAGGAAAGGAGUAACAGGGAGAAGGCGGACAGAUUCAAAGGCGAAGAUGGAUUCCGGGUGGUGUCCGAGUCACUUAGAGAGAGGGGUGAGUUCUUUAAGAGCACAAAGCCAAAGCAACCACAAGAACCUAUUUCUCCUGAUCGACACAAAACAUGGAGAUGGCAUCGAAGUGUGGGUGACACUGGAUGAAGAAGAAAUGGCUAUAUUUGAGAGUGAAGAGGAGCUCCUUUCAUUUGCUUGUGCAAACCCUAGUGCAAUUGUUAAUCAUCAAUCUCACUCUCGUAUGUGA
Molecule: messenger RNA, 1233 nt
Organism: Rosa chinensis
Lineage: Eukaryota; Viridiplantae; Streptophyta; Magnoliopsida; Rosales; Rosaceae
Product: acyltransferase Pun1
Exons: 3
Coding region: 1-1233 (410 amino acids)
Source: RefSeq, a predicted model, not a curated record